Messenger RNA from Rotaria socialis, 2073 nucleotides. The record is from the annotation of a GenBank genome assembly. NCBI's taxonomy places the organism in Eukaryota, Metazoa, Rotifera, Eurotatoria, Philodinida, Philodinidae.
AUGUCAAAAGACGUUGAGAAAAAAGUCGAAGAUAUUGGUUCGAUGUGUAUUAUUCUUCAUCGUGAACGAAGCUUUCACAAUGUUGAUAUUCGAAUAUUAAAAAGUGCUUUACAAAAGUAUGCUCGUCGGGCGAUGUUCGUUCCUAAGGGUGUCUGGUGUCUGAUUGAAUUAGAUCUUUUUUCUUAUCUUGAAAUAAAACCUGAUCUUUAUCCAAAUACUCGCUUAACACAAAAGCAAAUUCAACAAAACUCAGUACGCAUACGUUCAAAUAUGAUUAAUCGUCUUGUAGCAUUUAUGAGUGAAGAUGUAGGUCCAUGCAAUAGUCAAUUACCGAGUAAAAUAUAUGAUUUCUACUUACAAUGGAUUAAAUCUCGUCGAGACAUAUCAAGUCGAAAGAUACUGAUUCAAAUGUAUCAUUGUUUAGCUAAUGAAAAUAUAAAACGAAUUCGAUUAUUAAGUGAUCUUAAAACGGUUUAUAAUCUACCUGAGUGUCCGAAAGAGAGUGAUAAGUUACAUCCGAAAUUAUUAGAAAAAUUUCAAAUGAACGAAUUAAUAAAGAUUAUGUACGAAAAUGAAUCUCCAAGAAAAACGAAACAACAACUUUAUGAACUUAUUAUUGAACAUCUUUCAAUGAAAUCUGAGCUCGCCUUUGCUUAUCUCUCAGUUUUAUUUAAAAGAAAUGAUCAAUCAUUGAUUAAUCAACAUCUUUGGCCGUAUCUUUUACAAACAUCACCAUUUGCACAUAGUACUCGAGCUCUUGCUUUCUUUUAUAAAACUUUGAAACACAAAGAACAUUAUCUUUAUUUAUAUCAUGCGAUGGCAUUUGUUAUUUAUGAAGAUACUAUUCGAAAAAUAGAUCAACAAUCAAAUGAAACAUUGAAUAUUGAUAUUGAUCAAUUAUAUAAAGAUCAUUUAAAUGCAGAAACAAACAUAGAAUUAGAUUCAUUUGUGUUCGAUCGACAUACAGGUAUUGCAACAACAAGAAGUGAAUUUGCUCUUGAAGGUGCUCAAGUCGCCAAUGAAUGCAAAGAGUUAUUUAUAGAUAAAUAUAGACAAAUGUAUACUGAAUUUAAAGUUAUGAUGGAUAAUGAUGAACAAGAAAAAAAACAGAAAAAAGAAACAAAAUCAAGAAAAACAAAAAGAAAAACUGAAGAAUUACGUGAAGAAAAUAUAAUUAAAAAAAAAGCCAAAUUAAAUACUGAUGAACAAGUGACAACAGAUGCUGAACUUGAUAAUGAAAUAAUUCGUUUAGAUUAUCAUAUUGACAUAAAACCAAUAUCAUUUGUUUCUGAUGAAUUAGCAAACCUUGCGCAUGGUCAACCACGUACUAGUGCUCAUAAAAAAGCUGUAUUCAUCUCAUCAGAUUAUAUCUAUAAAGGUCCUUAUUUAUCGAAUUUACAAGGCGAUAGAAAAAGAUUAUUAUAUAAUCUAUAUUUUACUCGAGCUUUACUUGCACUUGAACAAUAUUUAAAAAUACCAGAAUAUAUGCAAUCUAUUAUAGACUGGGAGUCAGUAGUCAAAAUUGAUAAUACCAACGAGUAUUAUUUGAAACAAAAAUCUUUAGGAAACUCGUCUCUAUCCGAAAAUGAUCAUGAUAGAGUAACAACAAAAUUAGAAACUAAUGUUAAAAUACUUCGACGUGGUUCACAUAUUAAUCGUUUGAUUGAAUUAGAAAAAGAUGAAUCUAAUUUUCAAGAUGAUAAAAAACAAAUAUGUCAAGCAUGUUUACAACAUUUUUAUUUACGUUAUAUACUUAAUAUUGGAGAUUCUGGUACAUGGAAUAUACUUGUACGACGAGAUCGUAAUCAAGGAAUUUGUGGAAUUGAUUUUGAAGAAAUUAGAUCAGAAAAAUCAAAGAAAACUAAUGAUCCUUUAGCAAUACUGAUGAGUAAAAUAUCUAAACGACAACAAUAUCUUUAUGGACCAUGUAUCGAUGAUAUCAUAAUAUUCAAAAAUAAAAUUGAUUCAUCAAAUGAACUAGCGACAACAUUAUCAGUAUCGUUUAAAAUUGAUAUUGAAACGAUGAACGAACGUAUUGAAAAAUAUAAUAAUUGUAUUUUAAAGAAAAAAUGA